Molecule: messenger RNA, 3053 nt
Organism: Penaeus indicus
Lineage: Eukaryota; Metazoa; Arthropoda; Malacostraca; Decapoda; Penaeidae
Product: solute carrier family 28 member 3-like
Exons: 11
Coding region: 11-1705 (564 amino acids)
Biological process (GO): nucleoside transmembrane transport
Cellular component (GO): plasma membrane
Molecular function (GO): nucleoside:sodium symporter activity
Source: RefSeq, a predicted model, not a curated record
UACAUCAUUAAUGUUCUACGAAGCACGCUGUUCACCACUGUAUUUUGUUCCCAAGGGCGUGAACACCGGCCUGUGGAUAAAACGUCUGGUGUUAUCCAUUGUAGCGGCUCUGUAUUUCUGUUACUUCGUCGCUGUUCUGGCAAUACAUACAACGGCUGAGGAGGGGCGGUACUGGUGCAACGGCGACGGCCUCCUCAUCAUCAUCACCUUCCUGGUCCUCGUCGGCCUCUUCUACUUCCAGAUCCUCAAGCCCUACUUCGGCAGAACCAUCUACAAGAACGUCCUCAAGCCAGUUGGAAUCCUCUUCGAAAAUGCUUGGCGCUUUAGAGUGUUGCGUCUCGGGGUGUACGUGGGCCUCCUUCUGAUCGUGUUAGUGUUCCUCCUCGUGGACGCCAGGCACGAGCCGCAUCGCCUCGUCUCGCUGUUCGGACUCUUUGUGCUCCUUCUCCUCGGCUUCGUCUUCUCCAAGGCGCCGCGCAAGGUGAGAUGGCGCCACGUGGCCUGGGGAAUGGGGCUGCAGUUCCUUCUGGGAAUCAUCAUCCUGCGAUGGACGGUGGGGAAGGCCGUGUUCGAAUGCGCGGGCGACAAGGUGUCCGCCUUCCUCGCCUUCACGGACAAGGGCUCUGGCUUCGUUUUCGGCGACUUGGUGACUAAGCAGUUCGUUUUCGCAUUUAAGGUAUUGUCCGUGAUCCUGUUCUUCAGCUUCUGCAUCCAGAUCCUGUACUACUGGGGCGUCAUGCAGUGGGUCGUCAUCAAGUUAGGCUGGGUCCUGCAGGUCACCGUCGGCACCACCGCCUGCGAGAGUGUCAACGCCGCUGCCAACAUCUUCCUCGGCCAGACCGAAGCCCCUCUGCUAAUCAAGCCUUACCUGUCGCUCAUGACCGAGUCGGAGCUGCACGCUGUCAUGACGGGCGGCUUCGCUACCAUCGCCGGCUCCGUCCUGGCCGCCUACAUCUCCUUCGGCGUCGACCCCGCCCACCUCCUGUCCGCCUCCGUUAUGAGCGCCCCCGCCGCCCUCGCCUUCUCCAAGCUCUUCUAUCCUGAGACGAAGGUGUCGAGAACGGGCGUCAAGGACAUCAAAAUCGAAAGAGGAGAGGAGACCAACUGGCUGCACGCCGCCAUGAUCGGCGUGACCAACGCCAUCCCACUCGUGGCCAACAUCGCCGCCAACCUCAUCGCCUUCUACGCAUUCAUCGCCUUCUGCAACGGCGUCUUCGACUGGACCUGCACGCUGGCUGGGGCACAGGAGGGCACGUGUUCACUGGAGGUAAGUCUUGGCAGAGGGUUUAUGGUCCCUGUUCGGGUGGAUCUUCAUGCCCUGGCACGGGUGAUGGGCGUGGAUUGGGCAGAGUGCGAGAAAGUGGGCGAACUGAUCGGCAUCAAGUCCAUGGCGAACGAGUUCCUAGCGUACCAGAGGCUCUCCGAAAUGAAGAAGAACGGCGAUCUGUCGAGACGCGCCGAGAUCAUCGCCACGUACGCCCUGUGCGGCUUCAGCAACCUCAGCUCCAUCGGUAUCAACCUGGGCGGCUUCAGCGCUAUGGCCCCCGACAGGAAGGCCGACCUCGCCAAGGUCGUCGUGAGGGCCAUGAUUGCCGGAAGCGCGGCCUGCUUCCUCACUGCCUGCGUGGCCGGCACUCUGCUGAGCGACAAUGCGCAGGGCGGCGCUGCGGCGGCCAUCAACGGAACUCAAGCGGCGUUCACCUAGUUCGACCGUUGUUGGGUCUGCUUUAACGUGGAAAAGCUGGUGUGUUAUAGUAGGCAUCGUAGCGGCGUCUUCAGUGCUAGCAAUACUUGUACAGAGGAUGGUAUUUAUAUGAAUAUUGUUUGUGGUGCUAUGAAAAAAUGCACUAAGUAUCUCUGCAGAGUUUUUGCAGAAUCUUUGCAGUAUUAAGUUAGGUAUAAACAAUAAACGAGAAAGGUCUUAGGACGUUUUGGACGCCAUUUUAUGACUGUGCCAAGUUGCCAACAGAGGGAUUUACAAGAUUGCUAGCUCAGUAUGAAAGAGAAAUGAAUGUAUUUUUUUUUCAAAUGAGUUUUAAACAGUAUUGUAAUUAGGCACAGAACAUUUUUUAAUCUGAUUUUCACAUACAGCCUGUCAACAUGUGGAAUGUAGUAUAGAAAUGCACCUUUUUUUAAUAUUUCGUCCUUGUUAAGUUUGGAAAAAGUUUAGGUUUGUACAUAUGUAUAUCUUUUCAUAAGAAAAGCAUAUAUCAGUAUUUCCACAAGUGCAGAAAUGUUUGCGCUCAAUUUUGUAUAUUCCAAUUUCACAUAUUCCAAUCCAUACAUUCCAUUAAUUUUAAAGUUUAUUCUUGUACAUCGAAUAUUUUUUUUGCAUAUAAUCAAGUAUAUGUUUUAGAUCAGUGGUUCUUAGCCAGUGGAUCGCGAGGCCUCGAUAGAAAAAAAUGUUGAAGGCCAGUUAACUAGGCGUUUGCCAGUGUCCAUAUUAAGAAUAUACUAUUAAACCAUGUCUUCAAGGAAUAUAAUAUUAGGUGGAUAAGGACUGCUGGAUAUUUUUUCUCUUCGCCUAAAAAUAUGCAAUUAAAAGGUUGUGAACCAUUAUUUUUUUAUAAUACGUCUUGUAAAUAUGUUGAGACUAUGAAUCUUCAUUUUGGAAUAAAUCUUUUAUGAUACGUGAUAUAAUGUGUAUAUAUAUUACAGAUGUAUAUUCAAGAGAAUAUAUGUAUAUGAUUUAAUUUAUAUUGCCUUUAUUAUGGUCGUUCCAUUAGAGGUUGUUAUUUCAAGAAUUAAUUGGAUUACGUGCCAGUUUUCUAUUUUUUCUUUUCUUUUAUUUAUUUAUUUUUAUUGUCAGUCUCUAAUCCUCAGUUCUUUAUUGAUACAUCCGUCCGUAUGUACAUCUGUGUAUGUAUGAUAUAUAGUGUACUUUAUAGUGUACUGUAUAAACGCAUGUUCCAUAGCACGGAAUACAAUAGGUACGCAACGUCAACUACAAUUGUCGUUGUUGUUUUUUUUAGAAAUUUACAUAUCAUUACAAAUGCUCAAGUGUACAAGCCUUUGACGGUAAUACAUUUUACGAAUAUUUGUAAAUUGUACAU